Messenger RNA from Canariomyces notabilis, 1104 nucleotides. RefSeq lists its product as uncharacterized. The transcript has 2 exons. Gene Ontology annotation, molecular function: protein kinase activity; ATP binding. The record is from RefSeq and is a predicted model, not a curated record. Lineage: Eukaryota; Fungi; Ascomycota; Sordariomycetes; Sordariales; Chaetomiaceae. Gene Ontology annotation, biological process: protein phosphorylation. Bases 1 to 1104 code for a protein of 367 amino acids.
AUGGCAUUUCCUUUGACUCGGACGAUCCCAAACAUCCAUCCUGGCAGGACUGGGCAUAUGAACGAGAACGACGGGAAGCUGGCAUCUGCUCUGAUCACCCACUACUACCCGGCUACCGACAAAAUCGUCCAGGUUAUCCGCUGCAACGGGAAGAUCUUUGACAUUGAAUUAUCUGCCUCCUAUUUCUUCCGCUCACCAUCCAUCGAAUCCCGCUUCCGCGUGUUUUAUGAUGCGAUGAGAGCCAACUCAGAGGACGGCUCGGGCUCAUCAGAAGAUCAGAGGACUCGCGCGGACGACCGACGGGAGUACAUCUACUGGCUCAUGUGGCAAUUCACUCCUCUGAUCUACGAACUGGCCCAGGACAACCUCCCAUGUUUUGAGCCGGAAAAUAUCGACGCUGGGGAGCCGCAACCGCUUCUCUCACAAUAUCUCUUCCCCGAGAGGCAUAGCCUCAGGCUUGAAGCGUGGGACGAUGAGCCCAUACCUAUCAAAGUCGCGGACACGCAGUUCUACCGCACACCACUGCGUACGCUGUCCGAGUCCCUUGUGCAGGAGCUUCACGAUUCUUCCGUGGGAUUUUUUGAUCCGUCAUCGAUUGAGGCUUAUUUUGCGAAUAGCAAGGAGGCGCUUAACUGCAUCUAUGCCCCUUCCCGGGUGCUGGUCGAUUUGGAUGGCUCGGGCCAGAGAUCCGUAUGUUUCUUCAAGGGAAUAGCACAUGCAGACGCCAAGGACCGCAGUGCAAGCUUUUUGUCGAGCUUGCGGGCACACCUGCGAAUUUGUCAGUCCAAGCUGGGCCCGGAAACAUAUGUCGUUCGUCUUCUUGGCGUAGUUGGGGGCGCGGCAGUUGACAUGCGCAUCCAAGCCGCGGGCCUACUGCUCACCUACGUUGACCAUACCGGCAGCGGUCUUCUUGAGGACCGCCUGCGCGACAGGCUACUGCCGAAGACAUUCAAACUCCGCUGGGCGAACCAGCUUCGGGACACAGUUUCGGAGCUCCACGAAGCCGGCAUCAUCUGGGGAGAUGCAAGGCCUUCCAAUGUGAUGAUAGACAAACAUGACGAUGCUUGGAUUGUUGACGUCGGCGGCGACUGUGCUGGUUCAUAG